Macadamia integrifolia is the source of this 1162-nucleotide messenger RNA. RefSeq lists its product as uncharacterized. The record is from RefSeq and is a predicted model, not a curated record. NCBI's taxonomy places the organism in Eukaryota, Viridiplantae, Streptophyta, Magnoliopsida, Proteales, Proteaceae. The coding region runs from base 184 to 756 and encodes 190 amino acids. The transcript has 4 exons.
CGAGGAAGGAACGGACAGACCACCGGUUGAGCUCAACGCGUCUCACACAGCUCACAGCAACAAUCCAACUUUUCAUUUUCUUCUUCAUCUACUGUCCUGCUUCCUCUCAUUUCCCUUCAAUCAUUUAUUUCAAUAAACGAAUUUUUCCAACAUAUAUAGAUUCACUAUAAAAACAGAGAGAAAAUGGCAUCGUCCUUGUGCACCCACCAAGUGACCUUCACCUUCCAACCGUCUGGUUAUCAUCGAAAAAGCAACACAAACAACUGCUCCCUGCCUAGACGUUCUCCUUUUGUUUCUCCUCAAACCCUGAAGAGGUUUAAUGGGGAACUCCGUCUCUCACACAACUUCAGCAUCAGCAAUAAGAGGAACUAUAAGCAGCGACAGCUCCAAACAAGAAGAGCCCAUUCAGUAUCUGAUGUCGUUGCUGCGCAAUCCAACUUCGUAAGAGUUCUUCAGACAGUGUGGCGGGUAGCAAAGGAUGGAAUUAAGGCUGGCACCAAUCUUGUGCCUGAUUCUGUUCCAAGACCAGUAGCAAGCAUUGGCAUAGCUGGGAUUGUUUUGAUCAUUUCUGUCUUUGUGCUCAACUCAUUCCUAUCUACAGCAUUUUUUAUACUGGGCAUGGGGUUUAUAUACUUUGUAUUCAUGGCCUUGAACAAGGAUAAAGGUGGCCCAAAAGGUGGUGGAGGGCCUGGUGGCCCCACUGAUGUGGAAGACUCUUUAGAAGAAGCAAGAAGGAUAAUGGAAAAGUACAAGUAACAAACUAUUGAGAGUCUGGUGAGUUAUGGAUCUGUCACUAAAUGGAUAACUUCGUAUCUUGGAAAUGUAUAAAUCUUUAUAUGUAUGUGCAUUUGGUCUUCUUCCAAAAAUAUACAUGUUGGAAUUUUUGGGGAAGCCUAUAACUCUAUAAGCAUGCAUAUCAUUCGUUUCCUUGUGGCCAUGAAAUUAAUGAAGUAAGAAGAAAAAUGUCGCACACUGCAAUGAGGAAGAAAUUUCUAAGUUGGACAGUGCUAUGACAGCUCAACUCAAUUCAGCAUUAUUCCAACUAAAUUGAGUCGGUUACAUGGAUCAUUUCCUCAAUCAGCUCUAUUCAAAGACAUAUUUGUUAGUAGGCUUAAGCUAUGCAUGUCUUUUCUCAUCACUUCAUUUAAAGUCGUUUUACGCC